UAUUUCCCCUAUAUAUGCCAGCCGGACGCCAAAACCUCGUUAAACAUGCAAUACAACUUUCGGUUACUGCAGUUAAUUUCCCACCAAUGCCUUCCAAAAGCAAGCAAAUUCUCGACCUUUACAAAUCAUACCGCCACGCUGAACAAGAAAUCCUGCAUCUUUCUUCUAAAAAAUUGCAAAUCAAUCACACAUCUCAAACAAAUCCACGCCCAAAUCUUCCGGGUUGGCCUCCACCAAGACAUUCACGCUCUCAAUAAGCUCAUGGUCUUUUGCACCCAUUCUUCUGAUGGAAAAUUGAGCUAUGCAGAGACGAUCUUCGAGUACGUACAGGACAGAUGUUUAUUCAUCUAUAAUCUCAUGAUCAAAGCAUUUGCAAAGAAAGGAUGUCACAGAAAAGCUCUUUCUCUUUUCGGUAAAUUGAGGGAAGAUGGCUUGUGGCCUGAUAAUUUCACUUACCCAUUUGUUUUUAAGGCAAUUGGAUUCUUAGGAGAGGUUUUUGAGGGUGAAAAGAUACAUGGGUUUGUGAUAAAAACUGGUAUUGAAUUUGAUAAUUUUGUAUGUAAUUCUCUCAUUGACAUGUACGCUCAGUUCGGUUUAAUUGAUAUUAUGAAGAAGGUGUUCGAUGAAAUGCUUCAAAGAGAUGUCAUUUCCUGGAAUGUGCUAAUUUCUGGAUAUGUUAAAUGUAGAAGAUUUGAGGAUGCUAUUAAUGUUUUUCACCGCAUGCGACAAGAGAGUGAUUUGAUGCCUGAUGAAGCCACGGUGGUCAGCACUCUUUCAGCUUGUACAGCUUUAAAAAAUUUGGAACUCGGUAAGGAAAUUCACCAGUAUGUGAGAGAGAGAAUUGAGUUCACUUCUAUUGUUGGAAAUGCAUUGAUGGACAUGUACUGUAAGUGUGGUUGCUUGAGUAUGGCACGAUUGAUUUUUGAACAGAUACCUUCUAAAAAUGUCAUUUGUUGGACUACCAUGGUGUGCGGUUAUGCAAAUUGUGGUGAUCUAGAAGAAGCAAGGGAGUUGUUUGAGAGGAGUCCAGUUAGGGAUGUUGUUAUUUGGACAUCUAUGAUCAAUGGGUAUGUGCAGUUUAACCGUUUUGAUGAAGCAGUGGCACUCUUUAGAGAAAUGCAAAUGAGAAGAGUCAAACCUGACAAAUUCAUAGUGGUUUCUCUACUCACAGGUUGUGCUCAAACAGGAGCUCUAGAGCAAGGGAAGUGGAUUCAUGGGUUCAUAGAUGAGAACAGAAUUCCAGUAGAUUUGAUUGUUGGCACUGCUCUAAUAGAUAUGUAUGCAAAAUGUGGGUGCAUAGAAAAAGCUUUGGAGAUUUUUUAUGGGUUAAGAGAAAAAGAUACAGCCUCAUGGACUUCAAUUAUAUGUGGGCUUGCCAUGAAUGGGAAGACUGUCAAGGCACUUGAGUUGUUCUCAGAAAUGAAACAAGCUGGAGCUAAACCUGAUGAUAUUACUUUUAUCGGUGUCCUAAGUGCCUGUAGUCAUGGAGGAUUGGUCAAGGAAGGUCGGGAGUUCUUCAAGUCUAUGACAGCGAUGUAUAAUAUUAAGCCAAAAUUAGAACACUAUGGGUGUCUGAUUGACUUACUUGGUCGAGCAGGACUGCUAGAUGAAGCAGAGGAGUCAAUAAAAAAGAUACCUAAUGAAGGUCAUGCCAUCUUAGUUCCACUUUAUGGUUCUUUGCUCAGUGCUUGUAGACUCUAUAAGAAUGUGGAUAUGGGCAAGCGGGUGGCUAUGCAACUGGUGAAAAUUGGGUCAAGUGAUUCAAGUGUCCACACUCUCCUUGCCAAUAUCUAUGCCUCUGCAGAAAAAUGGGAAGAUGUAACAAAGGUGAGAAGGAAAAUGAAAGAUCUUGGAGUAAAAAAGUUGCCUGGUUGUAGUUCAAUUGAGGUUGAUAGUAUCAUCCAUGAAUUUUUUGCCGGGGAUCCAUCUCACCCAGAUCUGGGAGAAAUAUAUUUUAUGCUGGAUAGAUUGGCUAAACCAUUGUUUGGUUUAGAAAAGAAUGAAAUCGAGAUAGAAGGUUGUUAGU
Molecule: messenger RNA, 2026 nt
Organism: Manihot esculenta (cassava)
Lineage: Eukaryota; Viridiplantae; Streptophyta; Magnoliopsida; Malpighiales; Euphorbiaceae
Product: pentatricopeptide repeat-containing protein At1g31430
Exons: 1
Coding region: 46-2025 (659 amino acids)
Biological process (GO): RNA modification
Molecular function (GO): protein binding; RNA binding
Source: RefSeq, a predicted model, not a curated record